UCUAGAAACCCUAAAGAAACCUCGCUAUAAAAGAACCUCCAAUCACAGUCUUCAGUCUCUGCCUCCCCUGCUCUCUUUCAAUCGCUCUUAAAACCCUAGUUCUUCAUUCGUUUCUGCGAUUUCAAUUUAAUUCGUUGCGUUUUAGUAGAGAUCUGCAGUAAUGGCGGAAACAGAGACGUUUGCUUUCCAGGCCGAGAUUAACCAGUUGCUGAGUCUUAUCAUCAACACCUUCUACAGCAACAAAGAGAUCUUUCUUCGUGAGCUUAUCAGCAACGCUUCCGAUGCAUUGGACAAGAUCCGAUUUGAAAGUUUGACUGACAAGAGCAAACUAGAUGCCCAGCCCGAGCUGUUCAUCCACCUUAUCCCAGACAAGACCAACAACACCUUGUCUAUUGUUGACAGUGGAAUUGGAAUGACUAAGGCUGGUUAGUAUAAAGCUGAAGUUUAUAAUGCCCUUAUUAUAAGUUUGUUAAUUGUCAACUGGUUUACUGAUGUUUAACUGUGCUCUUCAGAUUUGGUAAACAAUCUGGGAACUAUUGCAAGGUCAGGGACCAAAGAGUUCAUGGAAGCUCUUGCUGCUGGUGCUGAUGUUAGCAUGAUUGGGCAGUUUGGUGUCGGUUUCUACUCAGCAUACUUAGUUGCAGAGAAAGUCAUUGUCACAACCAAGCACAAUGAUGAUGAGCAAUAUGUUUGGGAGUCCCAGGCUGGUGGCUCUUUCACUGUAACCAGGGACACCUCUGGCGAGGUUCUUGGAAGAGGAACUAAGAUCACUCUUUACCUUAAGGAGGAUCAGCUAGAGUAUCUUGAAGAGAGGCGCCUCAAGGACUUAGUCAAGAAGCACUCUGAGUUCAUCAGCUACCCUAUUUCUUUGUGGGUUGAGAAGACAAUUGAGAAGGAAAUUUCUGAUGAUGAGGAUGAGGAAGACAAGAAAGACGAGGAAGGAAAGGUAGAGGAAGUAGAUGAAGAGAAAGAAAAGGAUGAAAAGAAAAAGAAGAAAAUCAAGGAAGUUUCUCAUGAAUGGUCUUUGGUGAACAAGCAGAAGCCAAUUUGGAUGAGGAAGCCAGAGGAGAUCACCAAGGAAGAAUAUGCUGCUUUCUACAAAAGUCUUACCAAUGACUGGGAAGAACACCUGGCUGUUAAGCAUUUUUCAGUUGAGGGACAGCUUGAGUUUAAGGCUAUCCUCUUUGUUCCUAAGAGGGCUCCUUUUGAUCUGUUUGACACCAGGAAGAAGCCUAACAACAUCAAGCUUUAUGUUCGCCGUGUGUUCAUCAUGGACAACUGUGAAGAAUUGAUCCCUGAAUACUUGAGCUUUGUGAAGGGUAUUGUUGAUUCUGAGGAUCUUCCUUUGAACAUUUCCCGUGAGAUGUUGCAGCAGAACAAGAUUUUGAAGGUCAUCCGUAAGAAUUUGGUGAAGAAGUGCAUUGAGCUUUUCUUUGAGAUUGCUGAGAACAAAGAAGAUUACAACAAAUUCUACGAGGCAUUCUCUAAGAACCUGAAGCUUGGUAUCCAUGAGGACUCUACCAACAAAACCAAGCUUGCUGAGCUUCUCAGGUACCACUCUACCAAGUCUGGUGAUGAGCUGACUAGCUUGAAGGACUAUGUGACUAGGAUGAAGGAAGGCCAGAAUGACAUCUACUACAUCACUGGUGAAAGCAAGAAGGCUGUUGAGAACUCUCCUUUCCUUGAAAAAUUGAAGAAGAAGGGAUAUGAGGUUCUUUACAUGGUUGAUGCCAUUGAUGAGUAUGCUGUUGGUCAGCUUAAGGAGUUUGAGGGAAAGAAGCUUGUUUCUGCUACCAAGGAAGGUCUGAAGCUCGAUGAGAGUGAAGAUGAGGCUAAGAAGAAAGAAGCUUUGAAAGAAAAGUUUGAUGGCCUUUGCAAGGUGAUCAAGGAUGUUCUGGGUGACAAGGUUGAGAAGGUCAUUGUCUCAGACCGUGUUGUGGACUCUCCUUGCUGUUUGGUAACUGGUGAAUAUGGCUGGACUGCUAACAUGGAGAGGAUCAUGAAGGCACAAGCUCUGAGGGAUUCAAGCAUGGCUGGAUACAUGUCCAGCAAGAAGACCAUGGAAAUAAACCCUGAGAAUCCCAUCAUGGAGGAGCUGAGGAAGCGUGCUGAUGCUGACAAGAAUGACAAAUCUGUCAAGGAUUUGGUGCUGCUGCUCUUUGAGACUGCUCUUUUGACCUCUGGUUUCAGCCUUGAAGACCCAAACACUUUUGGCAACAGGAUUCACAGGAUGCUGAAACUUGGGUUGAGCAUUGAAGGGGAGGGUGAUGACGUCGAUGAAGACAUGCCUGCUCUGGAAGAAGGUGAAGGUGAUGCUGAGAGCAAGAUGGAGGAAGUCGACUAAGUCUCUGUUGUUUCUUUUUGUUCUUUUUAUAGCUUUUAAGUACUAAAUGGGAUGGAACGUUGAAGGUAGGGUUUAUUACUGUUUUGUCUUGUUUUUGAAUUCUGGUUAAUAGUAGUAUCUUAAUGGUGCUACUUGACUUGAUAGUAGCAUCUUUUUGGCGGAUGAGUGGUGGUUACCGCUGCUUUAUUAUGAAGUUACAGAUUAAUUUGCACCGUCUCUUUUGGCAUUCUGUGUUUUUUUCUUCUGGUGGUAAGUAGCUGUGUAUUUCUUUAACUGUUUGGGGACUUUUGGGUUUGGUUGGCAGUGAACUUACAAGGUUCCGGUUGAGACUUCAGAGAACGAAAACAAGUUAUUUCUUUCUGCAGGCAUGGGAAUAAUUUUCCCUUCUGUAUGUUUAAAUUUUCAUUUUAAAAUUUCUAUAUUAAUUCAAAUAUUUGUCCUUGUCCCUGAGAAAAAACGAGCCUUACAUUCUCAGUUCCACACAUAUUUCUCUCUCUGCAAGUUGUACCAGUUUUUCAAGUCUUGGCUGUGUGCCGCAAUUUUCCAUUAGAUAUUAGUAAGUUCCACUCUACAGGGUGCGCACCUCAAGUACAUAUUUGCAGGAGGAGCGAAAGUCCUAAAUCUCGACUGCCCAGAAACUUUUAAAUGAAGAGUAAAAGAAUGGUUAGGAACCAUGAGCCGUGAAG
Molecule: messenger RNA, 3030 nt
Organism: Oldenlandia corymbosa var. corymbosa
Lineage: Eukaryota; Viridiplantae; Streptophyta; Magnoliopsida; Gentianales; Rubiaceae
Source: the annotation of a GenBank genome assembly